Messenger RNA from Paramecium pentaurelia, 5441 nucleotides. Lineage: Eukaryota; Ciliophora; Oligohymenophorea; Peniculida; Parameciidae. The record is from the annotation of a GenBank genome assembly.
AUGCAGUAUAACAAAUUGGUCAAUACACUUUUGGAUGCUUUUACAAAAGAAUAUCCAAAAAGGAGAUUUCUUUUAACUAAACUUCUUGGUUCUGGUGCGGAAGGAGGAGCCUUUCUUGCUUCCGCCUCUGAUUGGAGCAAUAAUCCUUAAUAAGUAGUAAUUAAAAUACAAAAAAACAUGAAACCUAAUGAAAAAUAAUUUCUUAGUUCUUUAAUAGAGUACCAAAAUUUAUAUGAAAAUGGAAAUAAUUAAUAAUAUCUUCCUACUUAUUUAAUCAGAAUAUAUGAAUAUUUUUAAUGGUAAAAGAAUCAUUGCAUUGUUAUGGAAGUUGGACAAGAAGAUUUAUAUCGUUUCAUAAAUAACAGUAGGAAUGUAUCAAUAUAAGAAAAAGUACAAAUUUGUUUUUAGGUAAAUAUUUUAAUAAAUAUAAUUAUAGAUUAUUUACCCAAUUCUAUUUCUACAUUAAUAGAAGUUAAUCCAUCGAGAUAUUAAACCAGAAAAUUAUAUUAAAGUAGGAAAUGUUUUUAAACUUAUUGACUUUGGUUUAAUUAGGAGUUCGUUAUCUGAUGUUAAAACUUUAUAAGUUGGUAGUACAAUAUUUCAAGCACCAGAAAUUCUAGAAAAUAGAAGUGAUUAUACAGAUAAAGUUGAUAUCUGGUCAUUAGGAUGUGUUUUUUAUGAAAUAUUAUAAACUUAACCUUUGUUUGAUGGUAUAAAUAAAUUUAUAAUCUUAGGAUAAACUCAUUAAGAAGUAACUAAAAAUAUUAANAUAAAUCAUUUUAGAUCAUAAUUUUCAUUAGAAAUUCAUUUAUAAUUAUUAUAAUCUAUAGGAAGUAUCUUAAGUGUAGAUUUAUUAUCUUGUAAUAUUAAGAAUUUCUAAUUUUAUUAAAGUUUGAAUAUAUUUUUAUAUAUUGAAUAUAAGUUAAUCAAUAAGACUAACAUCAAAAAGUUAUUUAUUUAUAAUAAAAAUACUUCACAUUUAAGAGUUUCACUAACAAUAAAAUUAAUUUAAUUACUAUCCUUUGCUUAUUUAAUAUUUUAAUAGAAAUAGGAAAAUGCAGUAUAACAAAUUGGUCAAUACACUUUUGGAUGCUUUUACAAAAGAAUAUCCAAAAAGGAGAUUUCUUUUAACUAAACUUCUUGGUUCUGGUGCGGAAGGAGGAGCCUUUCUUGCUUCCGCCUCUGAUUGGAGCAAUAAUCCUUAAUAAGUAGUAAUUAAAAUACAAAAAAACAUGAAACCUAAUGAAAAAUAAUUUCUUAGUUCUUUAAUAGAGUACCAAAAUUUAUAUGAAAAUGGAAAUAAUUAAUAAUAUCUUCCUACUUAUUUAAUCAGAAUAUAUGAAUAUUUUUAAUGGUAAAAGAAUCAUUGCAUUGUUAUGGAAGUUGGACAAGAAGAUUUAUAUCGUUUCAUAAAUAACAGUAGGAAUGUAUCAAUAUAAGAAAAAGUACAAAUUUGUUUUUAGGUAAAUAUUUUAAUAAAUAUAAUUAUAGAUUAUUUACCCAAUUCUAUUUCUACAUUAAUAGAAGUUAAUCCAUCGAGAUAUUAAACCAGAAAAUUAUAUUAAAGUAGGAAAUGUUUUUAAACUUAUUGACUUUGGUUUAAUUAGGAGUUCGUUAUCUGAUGUUAAAACUUUAUAAGUUGGUAGUACAAUAUUUCAAGCACCAGAAAUUCUAGAAAAUAGAAGUGAUUAUACAGAUAAAGUUGAUAUCUGGUCAUUAGGAUGUGUUUUUUAUGAAAUAUUAUAAACUUAACCUUUGUUUGAUGGUAUAAAUAAAUUUAUAAUCUUAGGAUAAACUCAUUAAGAAGUAACUAAAAAUAUUAAAAAUCAUAAAACCUACCCAGUUCCUGUUAAUAAUAAAAUCAAUUAAUUAUAAAUUUCAUAAUAAUUUAAAACCAUUUUAACUUCAAUGCUAAUUUAUGAUGAAAAGAAAAGGCCAUCAAUAUAAUAAGUUUAUGAUGAAUUCAAAAGUUACUUAAAUCCAUAACCUAAAGUAAUUCCAUAAAUUAUACCCAAACCAGAUAUUCCAUAACCAUUAUAACAAUAAGAAAAUAAUUAACAACAAUAAAUUAAGACUCAAAAUACAAAUUCUGCUAAUAAAUCUGAAAAUAAUAGUUCUGAAUAAUAAAAUUAAAUUAUCCAAAAUAAAGAACUUAAUUAAAAUUAAUAAUAACCAAAGGUUGACUAGAUUAAAUUAGAAGAAUUUAAUUAAUACUAAUUAAUUUAGAUAUAAAAAAUUGUUGAUAGCAUGGUAGAAUCAAAACUUAAGGACACUUAAAAUUAAUUAAUCUAAAGAGAAUAGUAAAUUAAUUAGUUAAAUUAGAAAAUAUCAGAUAUAACUGAUGUUAUGAAUAAAAAACAAUAAGAGGAAUAUGAAAACUAGAAUAAAAGAAAUCAAUAUAAUUAAGAUAAAUUAAAAGAAAUUGAAUCUUAAGUAUAAUCAAUAUAAUAGCAAAAGUCUAAUAAUGAAAUAUAUAAUUAAGAUGAGAAAUUCUAAUAAUCCCAGUCAGAAAUAAUGAUAGUAUAGUAAUAAUUAAAAUAAAUAUAAGAAUAAUAACACUAAUUGUAGAAUAUAGUAUAAUAAAGCCAAUAAAAAACUUAAUAAAUAAUUCAAGAAAAUUAUAAGUUGUUUAAAGAAUAAGAAGUUAAACUUUAAGAAUUCUUAGACAAAAAUAUUUAAGAAUAAAAUUAAUAAUUGACUAUAAAAUUCAAUGAAAUAUAGAUAGAAUUAAGAAGCUAAAAGGAUAAAUAAUUUGAAAUAAAUAAUCAAUAUGCGAAUAUUGAAUAAGAUUAUUCAAAAAAAAAAUAAGAAAUAUAAAAUAUUACUGUUUAAUGUGAAGAAAUUAUUAAAACAAAAAAUGAAAUUAAAAUUUAAUAGGAAAAACUAUAAAAUUCAUUGGAGAAGCUAACUUAGUCAAAUUUAUCUAAUUAAAAUAGAAUUGAUGAGUAAGGUAAAUAGAUAAUUGACAUUUAGAAUAAAUUAUAUAUUGUAACUAAUAAAAGUGAAGACUUUGAUUAAGAAAAAUAAUAAUAAGUUAAUAACCAAGGCUAAAAUUAAACUAUUCUAAAUAAAAACAAUAAUUAAGGAUAAUAAUAAUCACAUAUUAAUAACCAAAUCUAUAAUCAAACUAAUCAAAAUAAAAUUAUUAAUUAAGAAGAAGCUAACAACCUUAUUUAAAAUAAUGAUACUUAAAAUAUCUAAAAUGAAGUUAAUAAAUAAAAUGAUAGCUUGAGAUUAUUACUUGAUUAAAAAGAUAACUAAAUCAAAUAAUAUAUGUAAGAAAAACAAUUAGCUAUGCAAUUAUUCAAAUAAUACACAAUAAUAUUGGUCUAAGAUUUAAAAGAUAAAUUAAUAAAUUAAGUCAUGAUUAAUGAACAAAAUAUAAAUAAUUAAUUAAGUUCUCAAUAAUAAAAUUAAGAUUAAGAAUUACCAAAAUUUUAAAAAUAAUAAAGUGAUUAAUUAUCAAAUAAUUAAGUAUGCAACAAUUAAAUAAAUGAAAUAUAAAUUAAUGAAUCUUCUGUAGACAAUCCUUGUUUAAAUAUAUUAUCAACACAAGACUAAAAGAAUCUCUUUGAAAAUUUAAGAACUGAAUUAUAGAAAUAAAUUAAUGAUGUUUUAUUUGUUUAAGAAAAUAGAAAUAAAGAUUAGUUAAAUUUAAUUAAAGAAUAACACUCAAGUCAAAUUAUUAAUUUAAAUAAUGAAAUUGAAGAUUAAAAUAAUUAAUUAAAAAAUAUCACAUAGGUUUCUUCAAUAGAAAAAGAAUAAUUAAAUAUCGAAAUUGUAGAUUUAAAGAAACAAAUAGAAAAUAUAACAUAAGUCUUUUAAAAAGAAAAAGAAGAAUAAAUUCAUUUAAAUAGAGAAAUUGAAAAUAGUAAUCAAGAUUUAAAAAAAUAAUUAGAAUAAUUAAAUGAAAGUCUUGAUUAAUAAAAAUAAUAAAUUUAAGAAUUGUAAUAAAAUAGUUAAAAAGAAUUGAAUGAUUUGAAAUAAGAUUUAGAAAUGUNAGAAUUGAUGAGUAAGGUAAAUAGAUAAUUGACAUUUAGAAUAAAUUAUAUAUUGUAACUAAUAAAAGUGAAGACUUUGAUUAAGAAAAAUAAUAAUAAGUUAAUAACCAAGGCUAAAAUUAAACUAUUCUAAAUAAAAACAAUAAUUAAGGAUAAUAAUAAUCACAUAUUAAUAACCAAAUCUAUAAUCAAACUAAUCAAAAUAAAAUUAUUAAUUAAGAAGAAGCUAACAACCUUAUUUAAAAUAAUGAUACUUAAAAUAUCUAAAAUGAAGUUAAUAAAUAAAAUGAUAGCUUGAGAUUAUUACUUGAUUAAAAAGAUAACUAAAUCAAAUAAUAUAUGUAAGAAAAACAAUUAGCUAUGCAAUUAUUCAAAUAAUACACAAUAAUAUUGGUCUAAGAUUUAAAAGAUAAAUUAAUAAAUUAAGUCAUGAUUAAUGAACAAAAUAUAAAUAAUUAAUUAAGUUCUCAAUAAUAAAAUUAAGAUUAAGAAUUACCAAAAUUUUAAAAAUAAUAAAGUGAUUAAUUAUCAAAUAAUUAAGUAUGCAACAAUUAAAUAAAUGAAAUAUAAAUUAAUGAAUCUUCUGUAGACAAUCCUUGUUUAAAUAUAUUAUCAACACAAGACUAAAAGAAUCUCUUUGAAAAUUUAAGAACUGAAUUAUAGAAAUAAAUUAAUGAUGUUUUAUUUGUUUAAGAAAAUAGAAAUAAAGAUUAGUUAAAUUUAAUUAAAGAAUAACACUCAAGUCAAAUUAUUAAUUUAAAUAAUGAAAUUGAAGAUUAAAAUAAUUAAUUAAAAAAUAUCACAUAGGUUUCUUCAAUAGAAAAAGAAUAAUUAAAUAUCGAAAUUGUAGAUUUAAAGAAACAAAUAGAAAAUAUAACAUAAGUCUUUUAAAAAGAAAAAGAAGAAUAAAUUCAUUUAAAUAGAGAAAUUGAAAAUAGUAAUCAAGAUUUAAAAAAAUAAUUAGAAUAAUUAAAUGAAAGUCUUGAUUAAUAAAAAUAAUAAAUUUAAGAAUUGUAAUAAAAUAGUUAAAAAGAAUUGAAUGAUUUGAAAUAAGAUUUAGAAAUGUGUUAAAAGGCAAGUUAAGCAGAAAAAUUAAGACAAAGUAAGGAAAUUAAUGAAUUGAAUGAAAAAAUAAAAAAGCAUGAAGAAGAUAACAAGAUUCAAAAUGAAAAAAUUAAAAAGUAUGAAGAAGAGAUCAAGAUCCUAAAUGAAAAAAUAAAAGAGCUUGAAGAAUAGAGUUUAAAUAAAAAUUAAGAAUUACAAAAAUUAAAUUAAGAAAAUUAACAAUUUAAAGACAAUCUAAAUUAAGCAAUAUAAUCUUAAAACCAAAUGAACGCCUUAAUUGAAUUCUUUAAAUAGAAGUAGAAUUUAGAUGGUUUUAUAGAAAACAAUAGUGAAAAAUAUAUGGAAUUGGGUAGUCUGUUAAGUUAAAAUAAUUGA